Messenger RNA from Alosa alosa (allis shad), 6929 nucleotides. RefSeq names its product nuclear FMR1 interacting protein 2 (gene nufip2). The transcript is spliced from 4 exons. Gene Ontology annotation, molecular function: RNA binding. Gene Ontology annotation, cellular component: cytoplasmic stress granule; nucleoplasm. The record is from RefSeq and is a predicted model, not a curated record. Lineage: Eukaryota; Metazoa; Chordata; Actinopteri; Clupeiformes; Clupeidae. Bases 225 to 2351 code for a protein of 708 amino acids.
UCAGAAACCUGAGAAGUAGGGGGCGCAGCAAAAACAAAAUAAGACAUUAUUUUCAAACAUUUGCGUUGCCGCCGACGGCCGCAUCUCCUGGCCUCCGUAUAGGCAGGAAGGCAUGAUUCCGUCGCACUGGCAUCCCUGAAAACGCUGGCGUUGAUUGGGCAAUACAAAUGUCUAGUCAUUCGGUGAGUCCCCAGUGCUCUCACUGACAUUCGCACUGUAGUUCAAUGGAGGAACGGCCCAACGAAGGGACGCUCGGGAGAUAUUCUAAUCAUGGAGAAGCGGAAAGCAACCCUGAUCGAUUGAACAAAUUGGUGAAUAAUGAUCAGUGCCACUGCCAGCACCAGGACGAGGAAACGUCGACGAAGAAAACUGGUUAUGGAAAAGUAAACGGAGUUACUAGGGAGGGAGAGGAGAUUGCCACUGCCUUGAAUCCAGACAGCAUCCAUACACACAGUGGCCAUGACGACAGACGCCCCUUAGAAUACCCCCUGAAAUCCAGACCUUCCUCAAAGACGGCUGCUUUCCACGGGGCAGUGGAACGUAGAGGAGGAGAAGGCUGCAGCACUGGUGACUCUAAAAGCAACAUGGACUGCCCGAAUGAUCGCCCACCUGACCUUAAGACACUGGAGGGUAAGAAGGAGGCUCUAGUGUCACUCAAUGGCAUCGUGGCCUCUGGUGCUAGUUCUAGCCCACUCUCCAAUGGUUAUCCUGGGAAGCCAGGGACGCUGACGGACAACGACGGCAGCGGAUCCGAGAACGGCUACACUACACCUAAGAAGCGUCGGACCGGUCAGCGCAGUGCGAAAGCUGUGGCUGGGGACAUUGUGAUUGUGGCGCAGACUGCAAAGGCCAUGCAUUCAGUGCCUGCAGGCAAGCAGCAGCUGGAGCCGCCUCUGUCUGCCGAGCCCGCCGACAAACACGCAUCCUCGGGGGUGCACGGCAACGGUAGGAUUCGAGAAGCACCAGUCGCCCCCUCCGCUCCUGCCCUUCCCCCUGGCGAGUUUCCGCGGAAGAACUCGGAAGGCAAGGCGGCUGGUAAAAAAUUUGAGGAGCGACCCGUCAAAGCCAAGGCGGCCACAGCUGCCGCUUCUGCUGCGGCUAAAGACGACUCGUGGACACUGUUCAAGCCACCGCCCGUCUUUCCCGUGGACAACAGCAGCGCUAAGAUAGUGCCUAAGAUUAGUUAUGCAAGCAAAGUGAAGGAGAACCUCAACAGGGCCACAGCCCAAGCAUGUUCAGCAGCUGAAAGGGACCCACUCCUUCUGCCUGCCACCCCGCAGAUGCCAGGCAAACUCUCGCAGGUGCCCAUGUCUGCUGUGAAGACCAUCACCUCGACCAGCUUUACCAAUGGGCCUCUACCCUCAGCAGAGGGCGGCAACAAUGGCUGCCCCUUGCCUGGUGCUCCCUUUAACACCCCAGCUGCUUCUGGUACUGCGUCUGUGCUGGUCUCCCCCAUCCAGGGAGGUGAGAAUGUAGCAUCCCCCCUGUCCUCGUCUGCCAUCCCCGGCAUGGGCGGUACGCCUGUGGUGCCGGAGCCCCGGAAGCCCAGCCUGUUUGUUUACCCGCAUGCGCCCGGACCCCUGUCUAAUAUGCAACUGUCGCUCCCCAGCGGCCGCCAAGCUGACCCGCCAACCCCAUCCUCCUCCUCCGUUGCGGCUACGUCUACGUCUAACCCUGGCUCCACUGCGCCAGCUCACCAGAAGUCACUUGGGGAGAUCUUUCAGAAUCAGUGGGGGCUGUCUUUCAUCAACGAGCCCAGUGCUGGACCUGACAGCGGGAGCAGCACUGGUGGUGGAGACGCUGUCAGCCGGACAGAGGGUAGGGGCAGGCCCACGGUGGUGACCUUCCAGGGCGGAUUCCCCUCUGGUCCUCUGCCUCCACAGGGCUCCACCACUUCGUCCCAGAGACAGGAGCACCCCCCUUUCCCCAAGGCCUAUGAGCUGGACAAGCGAACUAGCCCCCUCUCCUCCAGCAGAGUGGUCAACCUCCGCUCCUCUCCUGGGCCUCUGGCUCAGGAGGGAGGCUUGCUGCAGACCCCUUCCCUUCCCUCUGGAGCCCCUAAAGAUGAGCCCAGGAACCUCAGUGCAAUAGUGUUCAGCUCUUCCUCUGCUAAGGACCUCGGGGUAGAUCUGCUUCAGGCUUCCCCAACAAACACUGCCCCUGUGCUGGCCGUGGCCAGAGAGCAGGGCCAUACUAAGGGCUUUGAGAGGAGAUCUAGCUGGGGGAUGUUUGAUUUAAAAGCUGCUGUAAUUUAUCACACUAAAGAAAUGGAAUAUAUUCUGAAUUUACAAAAACAAGAUCCAAAAAGAAUCGUCCUCUACAGAGACACAAAGGACGGACCCAAACAGUGAAGUGACAACCUGGAUAACACUAAAACGUCUUCAGCUGGGACACUGCUGCUGCUAGCAGAAAAGAAAUGAGAAAAAAAAAAAAAAAAAACCCAUCAACAACAAAGUGGAGUACAUGCUGUGUGAAAGGGACAUGGAUACUCUUGCUAAACAAAAACAUUGUUGAUUUUGAGUUGAAUCUUUAGAGUGGGAUGGAGAAGCUGUGUGGGAAAGUUGUCCACGCAGACCGAUGUGUGGUUAGUCAGCAAUAGUGGGACGUGUGGGGAAAGUGGGGGAUUGUUGUGUGGGGAGACAGAGGGGAUAAGGAGGCAGUCUGAAGAAACUGCGAGACAAUCGGUGAAAUGGAUGACUUGAGUGGCACGGCUGUUCCUCCUUAUUCUCCUCAACAAAGCGUGAUGGAAGUGGUCAGAAAUGCUGUCUGUUCUCAGUGGAAGAAGCAGUCAAAUGAGACUGUGGAUGGUGUGUCCUUAAUUUCCAAAAAAAAAAAAAAAAAAAAAAAAAGUGCUCUGGACAACAGCAUACACACCUACACGCACACACACACCUACACGCACGCACACACUCACACACCUACACGCGCAUCAACACUUUCUGAACAAAGAAAUACCGUUGUUGUCAAGGCGCUCUGCUGAAGCCUCUGAGUUUCAUAAACUGGGGGGGAUGCUUCAGACUCCUCCUGUCACUGCAUCCUCGGAGGGAAAGUGGAGUUGCAGUCCUUUAGAUGCCUCUAUUUUUUUUUUUCUGUGCGAAUUCAGACCGUUCAGAAGACUCCUGAACUGUUCGGACGCGUCCUGGAAUUUGUGCAGACGUACAGACUGGGAGACGCGAGUGUCUCAAAUGACUGCCCUCAUGACUUCGAAUGGGAGGGGGAGAGAGAGCAAACACUGACGUCGGAGGGAAUAUGUGUCUUGCUUGAGAUUCAGGUUAAUCUGAGAAAACGGAUAGUUUAGAUGUCUUGGGAGACAACAAAUUACUCUAAGCCUUGUGGGCGCAAAUAAUUGUCUUAAUGUUAGUUUCUGACUAAGAUGGGGGUCCUACAUCUGUUGGUAAACACUUAACUGAAGUUUUUGUUUGUUUCGCUUUCUUUGUUUGUUAGCCUGCCUGUUCUUUUUUUGUCAUGGACAAGGAGAACAUUCUUAUGGAUAUCCAGAAAGCACGACAGAUCGAAGUCCAAAUCGGACCCCCACCCCCUCCCAGGUCUCCUUCGUGGGCAAGCACAGUGUGUCGCCGUCAUUUUCCCAUUGGAAAGAUCUCAAAGUGCUAUUGUUUCAGUUGUCUUAUCAAUGGCUCUCUGAUACCACCAGACAGAUGUUCCUGCCGCACAAGAUGUCGCUGUGGUAACGGUGACAAAGCCUAUGCUGUUUUAUUUGCGUUUUUUUCCUUGUCUAUGUGGGAUUCUGUUGACAUUUUAUGGACUGUUUGCUUCUCUGAAAUCAGAAUCAACUUGAUGCUGUGUCGUAUGUUCAGAAUUUUGUUUACCCAGAUGCUCAGAAAGGUGUAUUUCCUACGUUUUUAUGUUAGGCUGUUUUAUGUUUUUGUAUGUCUCUCAUUAUCUGCAGAAUUGAUUUGAUUCUUUCCUGGUCUUAUAGAGCUGCUGCGUAGACUCAGUUGCUUCAAUAUUUUUGUUUUCUCCAAGUAAUUUUGCACAGAAAGAGCAGCAGCAACUACUGUUGAGUUUAGGGAGGCUUAGAGCAUUAGAUCGGGAGCUACUCUUUCAAAAGCCUGAAGUUGAGGAGUUGAUGAGUGACUGGCUGUAUGUAUGGGGAAAGGAGUUUCUUCGGAAGCCUUAGUUCCUGUGUUCAGCCUGCUGCUGGGGUGUUUUAUCACAGUAGACAGACAGGACUUUAUUUUUGUCACCCAUCUUUUGAUUGGCCUUUGUAUACUCGGUUGACUGUGUGCUCCUCCCCCUUUCCUCUGCUGUCCUCGUAGGAUAGGUUAAUGUUCAAAGGUCUUCCCUCUUGGUAAAAGAAGAGAGAAAAAAAUCAAUUCAGUGUUUCUCAGUUAAGUAAUAUCAAAGAAUGAAUACUAAAACCUUUUCUCUAUCUUUCUCUCCCUCCCUUACCCAUUAAGUUAAUUGAUUAUAAGAAAUUAUUAGCACUUUAUCUCAUUUUUAACUUCUGUUGCCGUUUUAAAAUAGACAUAUCACUACGUGAUGGAAACAGUUCUAGAGAGUAAAAUAUACUAACUUAACAGUAGCCUCUGGCUGGCUGUGCUUUAAAGCAUAUAAACAUUAAAAAGAAGUCACUCAGGUAGGCUUAGGAUGUUAUUGUAAUUUAACUUAAAUUUACCACCAGUGUUAUUGCCCAAACUGAAAACAAUAUUGACAGCGCCUCUCUUUUACUGUGUCUUCUUCCUUGUCUUCAACUGCAACUGCUUGAGGCCAAGCUCUCGCAUUAUUUGGAAUUUGAGGGGUGAAACUUGGUGUAGUCCUCUCUCUUUGUGCUUUGGUCCCAGCUUUACAUUGCUAUGUUGGGAGAGAAGAAACAUGGGCUGUUUUUCAACUUUUUGUUUUUAAUGGUGUCAUGAUGUUUGUCUUGGUAAUGUCUGAACAAGUGGGAUGAAGAGGUGAAUUGAAGCCUGAUUAAUCCAUACUAUUUUAGCUGUUAAAUGCGGUUAUAAUGGCCUCUCACCAACACUGUGUUGACCUCCCCACUUAUUGACCCUUGUCCCUCAGCCUCCCCUGAUGACCCACCUGACCUUUGUUGACACACAGGAUUGGUCGGAUCAUGUGUGUAUUUUGUGUUGGGCAUGCUGCUCUCAGACAAGGGUGUAGCCUUACCUCAACUAUAUGAGUUUAGGAGUUUUAAUUUGUAUCCACAUAUUUCUAUUACUGGUUUCACACAUUUGAAUAACAGUUAUGUCUUUAGUGUUAUAAGCUUAUGUGAAGCUGUUCUAAACUUGCAGUCUUUGUUCAAGUUUGACUUGCAUCCAGGAAGGAGGCCCUUGUCAGUUUUCAGUCAUGCACCACAUGAUCUAGUCUGUUUUUCUGUUUCCAGGGAGUUCAUAAAUAGUUAACUGCUGUUACUUUUUUUUUUUUCCUGAUGCGCUGUUGUAGGCUAUCUAAUUUUCAGACAAAGGGAUUUCAACCUGUAUCUUAUCAUGUCACAUUUUCCCCAUCAAAACACACUAUUUUAAGUAGCAUGACAUUGCAAUUCUUGGUUUUAUUUAAUGCUUUUGUUUUUUCAUUUUUGUUAUAACUUCAGCUUUUUCCUCAUUUUAAACUGAAAACUAACGUCCAAAGAGCUGUUCCAUGCUGUGUAGAGAAGGCACUUGUUGAGUUCUUCUCGAUUUUUGUUUUGUUUUCUUCUUUUGAAACUUAGCGGUUGUUUAAAAUGUAAACCUGUCUCAACAGUUUCUGUGAAAGCAGGAAUCGACUCAUUGGUUGUAGUGUUAAUUUACUUUGUGCAAGGUUCUAUCAGAUAUGACUACGUUCUCCUAGAACCAUGCAGAAUGGGACUGUUGUCUCCUUAAUGUUCUUUCUUUUUGUUGUUGUAAAAAACAAUGGACCUGAGGACAGUAAUAACAGCUGACAGUAUGGACUUGCACCUCAAAAAAAAAAAAAAAAAAAAAAUUGUCUGUCACAAAAGACUCUAAUUUUGUGCAUACCUAUAUGCGAAAAAACCUCUGCCUGUCCCACAUGCCCUUUAUAUGUACGUCACUUUAGAACUAAAUGAGUGGGGACUCUGGACCUCUUGAGAUUUGUGGUUCCAUGAGGGGGCCUUUCUAUUGUGUGCCCAGACACAUUCUUUGUGCACAGAGCAGUUUACAAUCAAAGAAUUGGUGUUCAGAGAUGUGGCUGUGAUGUGUAGCCAUGCUUGAAGCGAAUAGGCCAGUAAGCAAAGACACUUAAAGGCCAGAUUUCUCAACAUGGUACGUACCACAGUUGUGUGUUUGAAAUUUGCCCAAAGUUGGUUGCUUGGGCAUCAUAGAUCGGAAAACCUAUCUUUCCCCAUCUUCCAGGCCAAAAAAGCAAAACAACUAAGAGCACUUGUUUGAUUAGUAUCAAUUGUGAACACUAAUCUGGUGACAUCACUUCCUCCUUUCAUCAUCUGGACUAGUGUAGUUUGCUGAGCUGUUGUGUCAUCAGAGAACAGGGGAGAGAAGGGGGCAUGGCUGGAAUUGGACUGGGAGCGUGGCUGACAAAAAUACUUGUUCAUCUGCAUUGAACUCCCGAAUCCUAACAUGCCUCACCCAGACAUUUUCUCCAUCCUGUUCUAGGAUUAAACUCCUGGUCUUGGUUUCUGUUUGGCUGGGGUCUUCAGCUCUAUGAGUGAAUAAAUGAGUGUGUAUGUGUGUGUGUGUGUGUGUGUUUGUCUCUGUGUUAGUGAGGGCGAGAGUCUUCAUUCUUGCCCACAAUGAUAUGCAAAGUGUAAUGUUUGAGAAUUGUCGAAAAAGGAAAAACAAGAUUUAAAAAAAUAUUCAGGGUGCCUGUGCUGAAAAGAAAUUUGAAAUGGGAAUCACUUGAUAAUCAUCCAAACAUGUAUGAAUAACUUUCUUGCAUUUUUUCCUUUAUCUCCCCACUCUUAAAUUUUGUGCCAUGUUUUGACUGUUAAAACGUUUUGAUUAAAAAUGUCAUCUUCG